Molecule: messenger RNA, 1950 nt
Organism: Daucus carota subsp. sativus
Lineage: Eukaryota; Viridiplantae; Streptophyta; Magnoliopsida; Apiales; Apiaceae
Product: AT-hook motif nuclear-localized protein 5-like
Exons: 5
Coding region: 518-1582 (354 amino acids)
Molecular function (GO): minor groove of adenine-thymine-rich DNA binding
Source: RefSeq, a predicted model, not a curated record
GAAAAAAAACAAGAAGGGAGUUGCCAGUUGCCACUCUCAAUUCAAAGUUCUUGAAAUUUUCUUGUUUGUAUUUCAUCACCAUUUUGUCUUCACACACCCCUCCCCCUUCUUCCCCUCUUUUCAGUUUCAAAUCUAGGGUUUCUGUGUACUCUUUACAGCCCAUUCUUCCCUUCAAAAUUUUUGAGUUUUGCUCACAUUUUUAAUCAAACCCUUCUGUUUUCAACCAAGAUUUCUCACUCAGCAGCCACUAGAACUAUAAAGAUUCAAUCUUUAUCAUUUUUUAGGGCUUUUAGAGUGGUUUUUAAUCAAACCCAUCUUUUUUCACUCAGCAGCCACUAGGAAUGUAAAGUUUCAAUCUUUAUCAUAUUUUAGUGCUUUUAGAGUGGUUUUUUUUUCAUAUUCUCAUGUUUUAGAACAACCCCAUUAAAGCUUUUGUCAAGAUUUUGGUAAAUUGUAUUGAUAUAGAAUCUGGGUUGGUGUUAUUUUGUCUUUCUUGAGUGAAUUGCUGAGUAAAUGCAUGGAUAGUAGAGAAGAAAUGACACUUUCAGGGUCAUCACCUUACUAUUUUAACGGAGGGAUAGGUGGGCCCGUCCUUGAUUCACCUGAAUUUAAGGACUUCUCAAACCCUAAUGAUUCAGUUGAGACCAAUGUGAUGGUUAGUCAUCUGGGUCCUACUCAAAAUGUUGAAAAUUUGGGUACUAAUUUUGGUGAGGAGAUGAACAUGGUUAUGAAUUCUGGUGGUUAUGGUGGUGGUAUGGCUUCGGGGGAGGUUGAUUUAAGUAAGAAGAAGAGGGGGAGGCCUAGGAAAUAUGGGCCUGAUGGGGCCAAUGUGGCUUUGGCAUUGUCCCCAUUGUCGUCGAAUCUUUCAGCUGGUUCGGGUACAGAGGUGGAGAGGAAGAAUAGAGGGAGGCCUAAAGGGAGCGGAAGGAAGCAAAGAUUAGCAUCUCUUGGCGAAUGGAUGAAUAGUUCAGCCGGAAUGGCCUUUACACCACACGUCAUUCACAUUGGAGCAGGAGAGGAUAUUGCAUCAAAGAUUUUACUCUUCGCUCAACAGAGACCAAGGGCUUUAUGCAUUAUGUCUGCAAAUGGCACAGUUUCUGCUGUGACUCUAACCCAGCCUGAAUCUUCUCAUGACUCUGUCACAUAUGAGGGCCGUUUCCAGAUAUUGUGUUUGUCAGGUUCAUACUUGCUCUCUGAGGGUGGCGGACCACGUGAUCGAACUGGGGGUCUAAGUGUAUCUGUCUGCAGUCCUGAUGGCCAUGUGAUAGGAGGUGCAGUUGGGGGAAGGCUUAUUGCAGCGAGCUUGGUUCAGGUCAUUGUUUGCAGCUUUGUAUAUGGUGAUUCAAAGGCAAAGAUCAAUCCAAAUGGGGCAGCGGCCAAAGCUGACCUUGAUUCCGAAGUGCAACCCACAGAAAAACUAUCUACUCCAGGUAGUGCAGGGCCCAGUGGAGAUAUUACCCCCAACUUGGCACCAGCUGGUGCUGAAGAUAUUUCCCUUAAACCAGCAAUUGCUGAUUGUCCCCCAGAUUCUCAGCCGGGUAUUACUGAUAUAAAAACGGAAAUUGACCUAGCCCAUGGUUGAGGCAUUUACUGCAACAAUGAUGUGGAGAAGUUGAUCAUACCUUGUUACAAGAGCUUAGAAAAUGGGUUUAACAUAACUGUUGAUGUAACAGAACGCCAUUUUGGGGUUCUCAAAGUAGGAAUAUUAGGAAGUUGGUGUAGUUAAACGAGUUAUCGUAUGUUUUGAUGACAAUGUAGGUUGGUAGUUGUUGGAAGCUGUUUAGUGGAAACUUUUAGCUAGGCCUAGUAAACUGUUGAUGAUAAUGUUUGAAUUUGUUCUAAUUUGUGUCGAAUUGUGCUUUGUAUGGAGAAACGUUUCCGCAUUUUGCAAAUUAGGUUGUAAAAUACUCCUAUUCAUCCUGAUCAUUUAUUUACCUUUUACUUUUUAUA